Molecule: messenger RNA, 474 nt
Organism: Emiliania huxleyi CCMP1516
Lineage: Eukaryota; Haptophyta; Isochrysidales; Noelaerhabdaceae
Exons: 1
Coding region: 1-474 (157 amino acids)
Source: RefSeq, a predicted model, not a curated record
AUGGACCGAGGCUGGAGCGACAUCGUCGCGACUCGCGCCGCGGCUCUGCAGCGGCAGGUCGAACUCGAAGCGAGGAGGGACUGUGAGCCACAGCUCGACCGGACUGCAUCCACCCAGCAUGCGGCAGCUGCGGCGGAGACGAGGGCGAUAGCGCUGCAGCGCGAGGUCGAGCGCAUGGCGCGUCUCGCGCAGCACAAGGGCAGCCAGGUUGCCGUCACACCGCCGUCUCUGCGGCAGCGGUGCGACCCCGAGGCGGCGUUGGCGGCCGCCAGCUUGUGCGGACUUCCCUCUUCGCUGCCGCCGCCUGCCCUCCCGCUGGAGCGGUGCGUUACGAUCCUCGAUACGUCGGCUAUCGAGAAUGCGUGCCCCUCCCAACCGCUCUCUCCGCCGCGGCUGCCUUCCGAGGGCAGGCAGGGAGCGGCGCUGCUCCGGAGCGAGGAGUGCUGCCUCGACGCGCUGCUGCAGCUGAGCUAG